Centropristis striata (black sea bass) is the source of this 3490-nucleotide messenger RNA. RefSeq names its product tetratricopeptide repeat domain 34 (gene ttc34). The record is from RefSeq and is a predicted model, not a curated record. Lineage: Eukaryota; Metazoa; Chordata; Actinopteri; Perciformes; Serranidae. Gene Ontology annotation, molecular function: protein binding. The coding region runs from base 1 to 3222 and encodes 1073 amino acids. The transcript is spliced from 7 exons.
AUGUCUGCCUUCAGGUCUCAUGCUGCCUCCACUGUGUCCCACAUGCGGAAACUGAAGUCAGGCCUGGGUGGGGUGAUAUCUUCUCUUGAAGGUUGGCUCGACGGUCACGGGGAGAGCCAUCCUGCUGAGGGUUUUAAUAAAGGUCUUGCAGCUGUGUUUCUGUCCACACUCUGCCCCAACAACCUGUCAGCCACCAUUUACAAGAUGGAGUCUCUCCUUCAGAGGGGCGGGCAUGGCUGCGAGGAGAUUUCUGCUCGCUGCACUGCUCUGCUUGAAGGGAUGCAAAACUGUCAUUCGCAAAAUGCAACUUGCAUGGUGUUGGAGAUAACACGUGCCCUGUCCUGCUUAUUCUCAAAACCUCACAGCAUCAAGGGGCUGAGGCUUUAUCUCAACACUUACCAGAGUAAUAAAUCUGAAACCAUCAAACUGGUGAAAAGCAGACAAGCUCAGCACUUACCCAUUAUAGUAAAGGCAUUUACAGACCAAGUGCAGCUCAUACAUCCCUCUUUAAUAUGUGACAGCAAAUGUGCAGAGACAACAAAAGAGAAUGAUGUGCUAGAUGAAGAGACUUCUACAAUUAUUGAACUUUUAUUAGCUAUCUCACCCGAUGAUAGAGAAGUGCAGGAACUUCAUGCAGCAUAUUUGUUUUUGACAGGCAGGUUUGGGGACAGUGCAGAGGUGUACUCUGCUCUCUUGCAUCCUGGUUUUUGUGAGAAGACGUCAGAGAGUAGUGCAGACAAGUCUUACCAAGGCACUCCUGAGAGGAGAGCUAGACUCUUAACCAGUCAAGCAGCUGCCUGCUUGUCAGCAGGUGGACGAACUGCUGAGGCAUGCAGGGAUCUGGGGGAGGCAUUUGAGAUCCAUCCUGCCACUGCUCGAAUUUAUUUUCAAAAGCUAUUCACAAAUUAUGGUACCGGGGUGGCUGCUUGCAAACAUCUGCGUCAGCAGGCAGAGAGAGGCCUAAGUGGUUACAGAGAAAGAGUCCUCAUCCGUCCAGACCUGCGGUCCACUGAAGGAGUUGAGCUCCUGGACCCUGUGAUCACUCAGUUAAGGACACUGUGCCAUUUAGAGCCUGACGGAGGAGGCAGAGAGCUGCGGGUGCGACUGGCCGACUGUCUUCUCCUCAGAGGGGAACACAAAGAGGCCCUCUCCAUCUGUAGCCAGCUAGUUGCUGCACAAGGUCAACAGAGCUAUCAAAACACAGUGCAGGUUCUUCGAGGAUACGCGCGACUUCUUUCAGAUGACCACAAGGGGGCGUUAGAAGACUUCCAGGCUGUGAUCGAACACAAUGCCCCCCACCCGUCCAGCUGUGUGAGGGCUCUCUGUGGCAGGGGGCUCCUGCGCAUGAUGGGAGGCUUAAACUACCUCACAGCUCUGGACUAUGUGACAGCCAGCAGGCUACACCCGCAGGAAACAGCACUGACUGUUCGCUGUUUGGUGCCAUGGAACUACCGGGGGCUGCUGUUUACUGUUUUACUGGAGCAGGGACGAGUCAUGCUGGAGGGGACUGGAAAGCACAAAUCCACUUCCAGUGAAGACUCCCAGCAGCCUCAGCAGCAAGAUCAGCUGCAGGUCCCAUCAAAGAGAGACAACCACAGAUCAGAGACUCCUGCUGGUGUCCAGUCUCUGGCUGCGUUGCUGAUGGAGCUCCAGCCUGGUGCUGAUAGCUCUCAGAUCCUGGCAGCUGAUGCCUUGUACCUGCUUGGCCGGGUGGAGGAGGCCUACCGGCUAGUACUUUCUAUUGGUCCCACCAGUCCUCGGGCACCCAUCCUGGCUCGCCUCGCCCUGCUGCAGCUGCACAGAGGCUUUCUUUAUGACACUAAUCAGCUGCUGAAAAAGCUCAUCCAGUGUGGUGAUACGAGCUGCUUGCGCCCCCUGUUGGCAGUGGCACAACAGAAGGACCGGGCUCUGCUGCAGGCACACUGCCACUCUGUUGCAAAACGCAUCCUGGAGGGCACGAGAGAGGAGAGCGCCAUCAGAGAGGCUGUGGCUUAUCUCUCCAUCGCCAUCAUGGCCUCUGGUGGCGAGGGAGCAGAGUCUCUGCUGGAGAGAGGGAGGUGUUAUGCCCUGCUCGGCCAACGGAAGACAGCCAUCUUUGAUUUCAGUGCCAUUCUGAAGGAGCACCCAAAACACGUUCAGGCCCUCUGUGGAAGAGGCUUCACCUAUCUCAUGCUAAACCAGCAAAAGGAAUGCACUCACGACAUCCUGGCAGCGCUUCAGAUUAACACUGACAUAGUCACCAAAGACAUCCUGUCACUCAAGGACAAGGCACGGAAGCUGGUCUGUGAUUGGCUGCAUCAGUUCUGUCGGACCAAUCUGUCAGACAUUGUGCACACUACUGCUGUCCCCUGCCAUGAAGAGCAGCUCAGAGAGGCUUUUAUAAUUGGUGGAGCUCUGAUGAGGACUGACUGCCGAGACCCCAGAUGGCAUCUCCUCUAUGUUGACAUACUCUUAGCCAAAGGUGAAGUUAAAGCAGCAGGUGCUCAUCUGUGCCAGGUGUUUGGCCAGGAACCAAGAGAUGCAGCAGCUCAGGCCAGGGUGGGUGUGGUGGAGGCCUGGCAGCAGAACUACCGAAGCGCAGCUCGCAGGCUCAGCAAACUGACUGAGAAAGAUUCUUCCAGUUUGGGCUUCUUGCUGGUCCUGAUCCCAUUCAAUCAGCGGAAACGCAUGGCACAGGCAGCAGCACAGGAGGCCAGCAGUGUGUCAUCAGGUGGCCACUGGGAUCAGGCCCUCACACUCCAGACUGUGGCAGUACAAGCAGUGGGCGAUCACAAACUCCAGUAUCUUCGCCAGCGGGCUGCCUGCCUCGCUCAGCUGGGCCAGCACGAGCGUGCCAUAGCUGACCUGGACAGAGUUAUCCAGAAACACAAUGGAUCUGGCUCCAGCUGCUCAGAUGACCCCCAAGUCACGGCGGAGGACCUGUGUCGGCGAGGCCGCAGCCUGGUGCUCUGCUCCAGAGAAGGAGCAGCUCUGGAGGACUUCACUCAGGCCUUGGAGCACCACAGGGACCAGACCCUGCAUUGCGUGGAGGCUGGUCUGGGGAGGCCCCGUCUGGCUGAGUGCUUCCUGCGGGGGGCGCUGCAGCACUAUGGGGAGCAGCAGCUCAGUAAAGCGUGGACGUUGAUUGAAUGCGGCCUCAUUGUAGACAGUGAGAACGCAGAGCUCCGCAAACUGAGGGCAAGGGUCAAACGAGAAGUGGCCAGCCCCUGCAAUGUCAACUAGUGUUGAGAGUCAGAAUCACACAGGAACUCCAGACAAGCUCACAUAAUGUCGCCAUGUCAGUGCCUGGACCUUAAUAAGUUGUAUUGUGGACGAUCAAACUGAUGUUUGAUAAAUCUUUGGGGUCAGAGUGCUUUGGUUCAUAUCACGUCUUCUAAUUGUAACUUAAGUUUGUAGCAUUAACAACAUUGUUUGUUAUAGUAUUCAAUAUCUGUAUAAUUACAGCAAAGCAGUAUAUUGAAUAUAUUUGACACCACAAAUUUAUUGAAUG